AUGGGAAUCUGUUCAGCUAAACGAUAACACAAUCUAAAAGACAAAGAACAUACAGAAUAGAAUACUAAACAAUCUCCUCAUAAUGAAAAAACUUAAGAUAUUUAAAGACUCGUUAAUUCUGAAAGAACCAUUAAAACUAUUAAACCUAUAGCCAACUCACCAAACCAAGUAAAGUCUAAGUUUGCUGCCACUCCUUCUACUCGUUAACCUAAGCAUAUGGUUUGGGCAGAUCAAAUAGUUCAAAAUACAGGUUAUCGUGGAACACUAAAAACUUGGAUUACAAUAAAAAAUGUUCAAUUCUCUAAAUACUAUACCAUGUUAAAAAAUGAUCAAUUUCAUUGUAGAAUUAAAUUAAAUGAUUAAAUUGUUCUAGUCUAACAUAAUCUUAGUGGAAAAAUAAUGUUGGCUGAAAUGAUAAAAAAAACUUAACAAGGAAAUUAACUUAUCGAAUCCAUUGUUUAAACAUAAUUAGUAUUACAAUAUAUCAUCAUAUUUUUAGAACCAUCCUAAUUUAAUUAGAAUUUUUGAAAUAUUCUAAGAUUGUCACAAUUAUCAAAUAAUUCAUGAUUUUUGUAAUGGAUCCAUACUAUCUUCCAAUAUCCAUACUUCAAUUUACACGCAAAAAUAAGCUGCUCUAAUCUUUAAAUAAAUAAUCGAUAUUGUCAAACAUCUUCAUCAAUACAAUGAGAAUCAUGGGGGAUUAACACUGGCUUCUUUUUAAAUGUGUAAUCAAUCAAAUUCUAAUUUUAUUAAAUUAGUUGAUUUUAAACCUAUUUACUUAAAAUCCUAUAUAUCAGAAAAAGAAAUUUAUCAUUAUAUGUCACCUGAAGCAAUUAAAUUUCCAGAACUUUACACACCUGAAAGGGAUGUUUGGAGUAUUGGAAUUAUACUAUUUUAAAUGCUAACUGGAGAGUAUCCAUUUAAAGGAAAAAACAAAGAAGAAGUUUUUGAAAAUAUUAGGAAUUAUUCUCUCCUAGAAGAUUUGAAUCAUAAUUCUUUACCAUCUGAAUGUAUAGAUCUUAUUAAAAAAUUCCUUAAACUUGAUCCUAACAAAAGAAUUAAAUUAAAUUAAGCUUUGAAUGAUCAUUGGCUUAAACAUAAUAUUGAAACAUAAUAUGAAGAAUAAAAAUUAAUUGUCAAAUAAUUAGAUGAUAAUCAUGCUUUAAAUUUUCUAUAAUGUUGUUUAUUAUAAUUUAUGAUUUCCACUUUUUAGGCUGAUCAAGAAUAAUUUUUUUAUCAACUUUUUGGCCAAUUUGAUAUUAACCAUGAUGGGAAGAUAAGCAAAUAAGAUCUUACUAUUGCUUACAUUAAACAUUUCAACAAUCUUCAAGAAGUGAAAGAACAUGUAGAUGCUGUAUUUUAAAGAAUUGAUCUUAAUAAAAAUGGUGAAAUUGAUUUCUAAGAGUUCUUGAUUGGAGCAAUUCAUAAAGAAACUAUAAUAACAGAAUAAAAUCUUUAAGAAGCUUUCAAAAUUCUCUCAGAUAGAGAAGGUUAUAUUACCUUAACGAAAAUGUCCUCCUUAUACCAUAAUAAGAGAUAACUAUUGAAAUAAUAAUUUUCUGUCUAUGAAAAUAAUUAGGUAAUAAUUAUGAUCACAUAUUUUUAGAUGAAUUUUAAGGAAUUUUAACAGUUAAUGUUUAAUGCACUCUGAAUUUUAUCUGUAC
This is a messenger RNA of Paramecium sonneborni, 1664 nucleotides long. NCBI's taxonomy places the organism in Eukaryota, Ciliophora, Oligohymenophorea, Peniculida, Parameciidae. The record is from the annotation of a GenBank genome assembly.